This is a messenger RNA of Drosophila innubila, 2740 nucleotides long. RefSeq names its product tumor necrosis factor receptor superfamily member wengen (gene wgn). The record is from RefSeq and is a predicted model, not a curated record. The transcript has 5 exons. NCBI's taxonomy places the organism in Eukaryota, Metazoa, Arthropoda, Insecta, Diptera, Drosophilidae. The coding region runs from base 587 to 1798 and encodes 403 amino acids.
GACGAGCUGCGGAUCAACGCUGCGAUCGUCGUUCGUCUGAAAGUGGUUCUGAAAUACAUAUAUUAAGAUAAAAGAAGCGUAUUUAAUAUUUGUAUUAUUACUAUUCUUUUUUUUUUUGGUUUUAUAAUUUUUGUAAGUUUUUUCAAAAUUUUGUAAAAACGCAUGUGGAAAACGCGACGGCACUUGAAACGAUGCCAUUGCCGUAUAUACAAAUAAAUAUAUAUACAUAUGUACGAUAAUAUACAUUGUAUAUAUAGUUCUACAUAGAAUGUGAAUGCGUUAGAUUAGUGUGAGUCGCGAGUGCUAUAUGUUAUUUUUUUUUUGUUGUGGAUUUUAUUGGAUGCACUGCAAAAAGAGAAAAGUGUCGAAACGAAAUGCAAAAGAAGAGCAAAAUAAAUUGUGAGUGCUGAUUGAUUGAUUGAUUGAUUGAAGAAGCUCGCUAAUUGAAGAGCCUUCAAGCUAAAGAUGUAUAAAACAAGAAAUUAAGAAAUCAACGCAAAAAAAAAAAAACAAAGAUAUAUCAUAAUCAAAAUAAGAUAAACGAGCGAAAAAUCAAGGAAAACACGACAAACAAAUAAAUAAAAAAAUGCAGCCGUUAACGCAGUCAGCCGCAGCAACAGCAACAGCAUCACCAGUAACAACAACAACAACAACAAGAACAACAACAACGAAACAUACAACGAGUAGCUGUAAAACUAACAACAACAACUUAACAUUAGCCAUAAUGCAUAGAUCAACAAGAACAACAACAGCAAGGAAAACGAGCGCAAACUCCAAAUUUCACAAACGCCGACGAAGGCGACAGCGCAGCUGGCAGCGCAGCAGCAGAACAACAAUAGCAACCGCAACCGCAACAACAACAACAGCAACAACUAGAAGAUAUAGUUAUCCAAAUCUGAGCAGAACUGGCGCCUAUCUGACGCUGCUGCUUCUAACCACAACAUGUUCCUUGUGCGCCUCCGUCUCCGUCUUUGACUCCGGAUCUGAAACAAGCGCCGUCAUUAGCAGCAGCUCUGCUUCAGCUGCUGCCACUGCCGCUGCCUCCGUUGGGGCAUUUGCGGUGGCCAGCUCACCGUGUGCACCACAGCAUUGGUGGAAUCAGCUGCAGGGCAAGUGCACGCCCUGCACCAGCUGCCAGGGUGAGAUGAUAUCGCUGCGACCAUGUCAGCUGCAUAUCGAUACCGUAUGUGGUUCCAUUUACGAUCUGAAAAUCGAUUGGGUUGUGCUCGCCCAAACGGAGCGCAACUGGAAAGAGCGCCGAAAGUCCUCGGAGUAUGAGCAUAUUGAUCAGGCAACGGCGCUGCAGCAUUUGACGCACGAACAGCUGCAGCAGUUGCAUGAGGAGGCAGCUGCCGCUUUGCCCCUUGACUGGCAAACGGGCGCUCUCUUCAUAGCGGUGCUUGCCUGUCUCCUCUUCUUCUCGGUCGCCGCCUGCAUUCUUAUUCAUCAUAUGCGCCAAUGGCGUCGCAUGGAGCGUCGAUUGGAUCAAGAUGUGGAAGAGUUGUCCACGAAGCUAAUGGCCAAGCUGGCGGAGGUGCAGAGUCUGGAUGGUGGCACCUUCUUCAUAGGCAAUGCGGAUGCGCUGCGCGGUCUGCCCGCCUCGGCAGUGACAGCGGCGUCAGCGGCUGCCUCGGCAGCGCAGUCGGGCAUAUUUCAGCCGCAACAUGUGCUGCUGCCUGUGGAAAAGCAUGUCAAGCAUCAGGAGCGACGCAUUCUGAAGACCCUACAACCGGGCAAUGUGUACAUCGAGGAGAACAAUGCAGUUGGAGUCGGAAUAAUUCCAAACUUCAAGGGCUGAAGGGCAAAGGUAAAGGAAGAUGAACUGUUUUGUUGGUAACAACAACAACAAGAAGCAGCAAAGCAACAUUUUUUGUACAAAGAAGAAACAGAUUGAGAGCUGGAAAACUGAAGUGAAUCAAUCGGAGAAUUAUCUAAUGCGUACGACUAUAUUUUUGUCUAAUAAUUAAAUAUAAUUAAAUGUUAUGUUGACUUGUUUGUAAUGCAAAUGCAAAGCAAUUAAUAUAUAUAUAUAUAUAUUGCGUUAGUUAUGUGUAUGUUGGCAAAUAAUUUGUUCAAAGUGUCUGUACAAUUUAUUUGCCACGCCGAGCGUAACAUUAAUUCUAAAUGCGAAAUUGACAGAUCGUUUUGUACAUACUUAUCAUAAUGAAAAAAGAAUAUUUUUUUUCGAAAUAAUUUGAGAGGGAGAGUUACAAACUAUGAAUGAAUAAUAUAAUAAUAAUAGUAUUCCCAUAUGAUUAACAAAUUUCUACUUAAUGUAAAUAUUAAGGCGAGCGAACGCGACAACGAAGUGGCACCAAGUGGAACCAGGCAAUAUCGGGAGCAUAUCAGCUACUAAUUUAUAUAGUCGGGCAUAUUGUAUAUCACACAUACAUACAUCCAUACAUGAUAUCGUUUCAUCCAUGCACAUAUACGAUUAAAUACUAUAUUUAUCGAUAGAUCCGUAUCGAUGUUAUACCAUAUUUCAAGUACUAUAUUAAUUUAAAUUAAUUAUUUAACGAGCGCUUUGUUUACACACCUUUUUUUUAUUAUUAUUAUUUUUAAUUAUUAAUUAUUUGUUUAUAGCGAAAAAUGCGAGAAUAUUCAAUUAGGAUUAUAAAUAUUAAAUAUUUCAUAAUAAUAAUUAUACAACAACAAUAAAAUCGCAUAAGAAUUAACAAAAAACAACAACAAUAACAACAACUAAUAACGACUAUCAAUGAGAAUAGCAACAAAAUCGAAA